AUGCACUGGCACUCGGACGCCGUGUGCUACCUCCAGUACUCGAGCAACGGCCAGCUCCUGCUCUGCAUUGCUCAUGUCCUGACACUUGGAGUCGGGUCGUCGCGCCUACCUUCGUGGACCCGUCACCAAAGCGCUCGUGCUGAACGCCUCUUUAUGGGCACGGCCGGUCUCGAGGCCUCGCAGCAGUAUGACGCGCAUCUUCUCGCUGGCCACGCUGCUCGGCAGCCUGCUGUGUGCUCCAAGCCCAUCUACAACAGCCAGGGCAGCGUGGACGAGAAGACCAUCAACGGCCCCAGCUUCAUCGUCAACCUGGCCACGCACAUCAAGGCCAGCGCGUCGGACGACGGCGAGGACAAGGACAUCAUGCAGUUCCACAACUUCUUUUCAUCCUUCCUUUGGGCCAUGAGGGAUUUCGUGAACGAGGAUGGAGACCCCAUCUCCAGCAACGACCUACGUCGAGAGAGCGCUGGCCGACCAGUCACGCGUCACCGCCAACUUGAAGCACAACGGCAUUGGCGCAGGACUUCUUCUGGGACCGCGACUGCAUAA
Messenger RNA from Phytophthora sojae, 549 nucleotides. RefSeq lists its product as hypothetical. NCBI's taxonomy places the organism in Eukaryota, Oomycota, Peronosporomycetes, Peronosporales, Peronosporaceae. Gene Ontology annotation, molecular function: GTP binding; GTPase activity. Bases 1 to 549 code for a protein of 182 amino acids. The record is from RefSeq and is a predicted model, not a curated record. The transcript has 2 exons.